Messenger RNA from Biomphalaria glabrata, 6430 nucleotides. RefSeq names its product WD repeat-containing protein 49-like. The coding region runs from base 662 to 4075 and encodes 1137 amino acids. Gene Ontology annotation, molecular function: calcium ion binding; protein binding. NCBI's taxonomy places the organism in Eukaryota, Metazoa, Mollusca, Gastropoda, Planorbidae. The transcript has 21 exons. The record is from RefSeq and is a predicted model, not a curated record.
GAGAGGGUGAUUUUGGCGCUAAAUUGUGCUUCUGGCUGUCUGCCAGUCAUUCAAGUGAAGGCAAAUAGAGGAGUUUUCUCCCUUGGUCUUUUAAGUCUCGAUUUUGUCUAUUUGCUUUGGAGUUGAGCGUGUUUAUAGGCGUACAUGCCUAGAGAAGUGCAUUUAUAUGGAUCUACAAGUGCUCGUUAAUAAACAUAGAUAUGACAUGUUUAUAAAAGUGCAUUUUUAUAGUUUUCUAGAGGUUUGAAUAACACAGAUUGUUGUGUCUAAUGUGGCGUUUUCUUAUGCUAAAUGUAUUUAUCAAUUUUGUUACUUAGAUCAAAGGAUCAUUAGUUCUUGAGCUAAAGGUUGUGAUAUAAGGCACAGAUUGCACACAGAAAGUUAAACAAGACACAAGAUAAAAAAUAAGCCUUGUCUGGAAUAUAAAACAACCACCGCAUUUCUCUCUAGGUCUGUAAUGUGUGUCACUUUGUAAUACUGAAGUGGCGUGUUCAUGUUAUUACGGAAGUAACAACUGCUGUGAUAUUACCUGGUUAUAGUUCUUGCUGGAAUAAAGUUCGUUAUUAUAAUGAUGUUAUAUAAAGUUAUAGCGGAGACAAUACCACGCGAUUUAGUGAUGGGGUAAAGUUACUUCUCCCUCUCCCCCCCCCCUCUCCCCAAAAUGUCGGCUGUUCCCAAGUCUUCUCUGGCCUCCCCUUCUCCUGUGGAUGAUGACGGUGAUUCAGUUGUGGAUACUGAGGAAGGAAGUGACCAGGAGGAAGUCAACGUCCACUUUGAGGAUUCGUUUGAAAGUGGUGAACCGAGUCAACAGAAUGUCCGGUUGGAGGAGCACAUCAAACUACAGCACCUGGAGCAGCUGAUGUAUGCCUUCACCACCCACAACCCAGAGGACAUCCUGGUCCAGGAAGGUACGGGUUACUUCCCAGCGAAGGUGCAAAAGAGGUCACCGGGUUGCAUGAAUCUCCAAGAAUUCAAGGACACAAUAUUUAAAAUACUUGGCACAGCGGAAUAUGACGAAUAUCUGGAGAAAUUAUUUAUGAAGCUAGAUACUUCGGGGGAUAAUUACGUGGAUUGGAAUGAGUUUUGUUCUCAUCUCUUGGUGCUGUACAGAGAAAAUGAUUAUCUCCGGAAAAAGAAUGACAUCCCGUUUAUGGUGGAACCGAAGAUACGACACAUCGUACACAACAAGCAAGAACAAACCACUAAAGUUGUAGCAGUGCAGGGGCCUGUACGAUAUGUGACUAUUAGUAAAGAGGGCGCCAUGAGCGUCUGGCAGCCCAACAUGGUGAUGGAGAAGCAUUACUGCAUAGCCGACCUCGAGGUGGAUCCCAGUUCUCAGAAAAGGCGUUUUAAAAUGUGGGUCACUGACGCAGUCUACAUGCCCAACUGUCAGAAGGUGGCCAUCGCCUCAACCAGCCGAGACAUACGUUUCUAUGAUGUCUCUUCGUCUCAAUACUUUGAGGAGUAUCAUUUGUUUGCCAUGACAGAUGUACCUUACUCUUUCGACUACUAUUAUAAUGUCAAGCAACCCAACUCUGAAUCUUUCUUAGUCUUUGGCGUGGACACUGGCUCCAUUCACAUUCUCACAUUUCAUAAGCCGGUCAAUCAACUUUUUGAGAACCCGUUUAAAAAUGAUGGCGGAGUUCAAGAAAUAUUUAUGCAGGAUCUUCCUAACCACAGCCAGUGGGUCAGUCACAAAGUGUUGACUGAUAUACACCCGGAGCUUGUCCGUCAAGUCCGUUACUUGCCUGAGAACGAGGCCAUCAUCUCCAGCUCGGGAUCCCCCAGGAACUCUCUGGUCAUCUGUGACGUCACUGCCAUCAAGAAGUCCUAUGUUUUUAAGUUGGAGAAGGCAGUAGAGUGUUUUGACCACAAUAAAAAUAUUAACCUGUUGGUCACUGGCAGCGGCGACCACAUCGUCCGGCUCUGGAACCCUUACGUCACAACGAAACCUACUGCCGUCUUGACUGGACACAACACCGGCGUCAUAGGCGUAGCCAUCCAUGAGGGCUUUAGACAAGUGUUUAGCUACUCUAAAGAAGCAGUCAUCAAAGUCUGGGACAUCAAGGAACACGUGUGCCUUCAAACUGUCGCCAUCAAAUUUCCAUCGGCACUUAACGGCCGUAUGCCGGAGCAUGGCCAGUUUCCUGUUCACCUACAGGGGCCUCCAUACAGUGCCUUUGUUGUCACGUGCAACGACUAUAUCGCAGUCCUGCGACUGGGCAAAGUCGAGAGUACAGUUGACAACCAGGAAGUCACACACGACACUCAGCUGUGCAGCGCCAUCUACAAUAAUUUCCUUAAGCAGGUUGUCACCGGAUGUGAUUCGUCCACCAUCUCUGUCUGGGACAUCGAGACAGGCAGCCGGUCACUCGUGUUAGCCAACGCUCACGGUGAUGAAGAAAUUACCUUCCUAGCCUUUGACUCCACAGACCGACGACUGUUAUCUGGAGCCAGGAAUGGAACUGUCAAGGCUUGGAACUUCCAGAAUGGACACAAUCUGCACAAUUUAGAGUCUGUUGGUGAGCACGAGGUAACUGGUAUUUUACAUCUGCCAGAUAAAAAGGUUAUACUGACCGUGGGAUGGAACCAGAAGAUAGUGACGUAUGACGACACGGACCCGGAUAGUGCUAACUUAUCUGCUAAUGACAAAUGGAAAGGGGGACAACUGCACACUGAUGAUAUACUCACUGCAGAUUUCGCUCCACCAAACUUUCUAGCAACAGCAAGCUUUGAUGGAGAAAUUAUCGUCUGGGACGUAGAUACAGAGAAGAUCUACGUCAGGCUCAGAAAGGGACAACCACAAACUAUUUCCAAGAGAAUGGAAGCCUUAAAGUCUGGUGUCUCUGGUCUGGAAGACAGGAUUGAGUCUCAGGCUACCACUGCUACACUGAUGUCAAGACCAAACUCAAGACACAGGCUGUCUCAUAAAGUGGAAAAGGGACAAGUUGCACCAGUGGACAAGCUCAUGUUCCUGAAGGCUAGAGCAAGCGUCCGAUUUACAGAGAGCGCAGUUCUAAUCUCAAGUGAAGCCGGGAAACUGAGGUGGUGGAACAUAUCAAUCUCCAACAAAGAAAUGGGUUACUUCUAUGUCCCUAACUGUCCAGAUGAGUCUGUGCUGGCCAUGUGUUCUACAGCCAACGAUAGCCUCCUGAUUACUGGAGAUACACAAGGCGUCAUUAAAUGUUGGAACAUCAGCAGCUACUGCAUUCAAAAUGAAGGGUACAUCGUCAAGAAAGUGGCCCCACUAGAAGUGUGGUGGAAGGCCCAUGACUCGGCCGUCGUGAGUGUUGAGUACAUCCAGCACGACUCGGGCACAUUUGUCCUUACAGCAUCUACAGACAGGACAGCAAGGUUGUGGUCUCCUGAAGGUCACUACAUUGGAACAUUCGGCCAGAAAUCUCCAUGGAAUCUAAAGAUCACGUCAACUUGGGCUCACCCUAAGACUCCGUGGUCCAAAGAACAAGACCACCUGACAGACAAUUCAGAAAGGACUACUUCUAAUGACAACAUAGUCGACGUCUUGGAGACAGCAAGUGAGAAUCUGCCCAACGAACGGGAACGCAGUGACCUGAAACAUUUCUCUCGCAGCGGAACGGAGUCUUCAGACACUUACAACAAACCCACAUUUUUGGGAGUGAAGGUAGAAAAAGAUUUGGAGCGACGUCAGAGGGACCGCCAAGGCCGAAGGGCUCAGUUCGGUGAGAUCCUGCCUCAGAGCACAUCACAGUUUGGUAAACAGUGCUCACCUUAUCACGCACUGACCACACCAACUUGGAGUGAGGUCCAGGUUCCAGAGUUUCUCCCAUUGCCUCAAAGGAUGAAGAACAAGGGCUAUUCAGAGACAAACUUGACCAAAGAGGACGUCAUCAACAUGGACUUCUCCUUUGGUCUUCCCGACCCGCCACCAGUGGCCCCAAGUGUGCAGACAGGUCCUAAAAAGUUGUCCACAGUCCAACAGCCUCCAUCUCGAGGGGAAAAGGGACUUAAGCCGAGUUCCGUCACGUCUGGAAGAGGCAGAUCCAGUUAUGAACAAAAGUCUACAGCUGGUAAAAAAACAUCAGCUGUGCGCUAAAGAAAUGAAACAAACUUUUAUGCAAUAAAAUGUCAAUGGAUGAUCUAAAAACGUUUAUUAUGGAUAAGAAUUAAUUUUGUGAUCUAAAAUAGUUUCUUAUUGAUCACUAUAAAUCUUUAAUUUUGUUGACUUUGUCUUUUUAUUUUUCACCUUCUCUUGUUUACAACACUAAAACAAAAUACAGCAUUUAUCUUUGUUAGAAUAUAUUUUUUUAUAAUUUGCAAGUCCUUAGCAUUUUUAAAAUUCAUACGUGUAAGUCAUAACUUCAUGGAAUCUGGAUCCAAGAACCUGGACAGACGAUCUCAAAAACGUCUUUAACGAUUUUCCUAUAAAAUUAACAGGUGAUGUAUAUCGCAGAGAAAAGAAUUACCAGCGCGUUGUUAACACGGGGAAAACUCUAGUUUGACCGUAUAAUUUUUUUAAGGAAAAAAAUAAAUAAAUGUAAAUUUGACUGAAGACUAUAUCUAAGUUUAGGGCCAACAUGGCGUAGUCAGCCUCAAGACCGUAAUUAUGCAAUAACUGAGUACAUUUAAAAUUUUACGUAAAUCUAAUAGAGAUUACAUCUAGAUUUAGAUCUAGAUUUUAAGAUUUCCAAAUCAGAACCUUAGGUGUUAGAUCUAAGAGAUCUCUAGAUGUCCAUGUAAUGAACAUACCAAUAAAUAAUCCCACAACGCUGGGCAAUGAGAACAUGCGUAAGUUCUAGCAGUUGGCGUUGUCACGGGUUCGUUACCCGAAUUGAACCAACAUUUUUUAAAAUUAUUUUUUAAAAUUAUUUUAUUAUAUUUGAAGUUUAAUAAUGGAGGUAUUGCCUUUAAAAAAAUAUUUUAAAAAUCUCGAUUCUGUUUAUUAGAUAAAAUCACACGCACUUCUUAAACUAGUUAAUGAUUUUGUAAUGGCAUUACGGUAGGAGUUUAGAAGUCUUUAAUGUCGGAAUUAAAACAUUACCGACUAAGUUUUUUUUUCAAGUACAAUACCAUUACACCCCACCAAUCUUGUGAUUCCCACAUUAUCGAGGUUUUGAGGAUCAUCCAUGAUCAUUUACGUUGUGCAUUGGUCUGUGUAAGUCUUACCCAUUGAGUUAUUUGGGAUCUCUCUGUAUGUUGUGAGCAUCUAAUUGAAUGUUAUUGAAAAUUAACAUAUAUGUAUUUAAAUGAAACUUAUAACACGGAUGAUUUAAUCCUUUUGUUUUAAAAAUAAUUUAUAAAUAAAAUAAUGUUAUAUACAAAUGCUACACCAUUGGGACACUUUCUAUUUUCUUGGGACCUACUCUAAAAUGAACUGUAGCUCUGUUUAAGAAGUCUUUUCGAUGUAUAUUGAAUAUUUUUCUAUAUAAGAUUAUUUCUCUUUAAUUUGACCAUGGUAAAAAUAAUUCCCCUUCUCUCUGUAUCAUGUCCCAGUCUAGAAAUAUAUUUUUUUUUGCUUUUCUCCAUUUUAAAAUCUCCAGUCAGUAUCAAAGUUGACAAAUAGGGGAAAAAAUGAGCUUAAAAUAAGAGGAAAAAAGCGCUCGCUCUCUCACGAGAGAGAGAGAGACAGAGAGAGAGAGAGACAGAUAAAAAAAAAAAGAAUAAGUGAGUGCGUAAGUGUGAGAGAAAGUGAGACAGAUAAAGAGUUAAGAAGCUAACAAAUAAAAAAGUUCAAGUGAAUAAACGAACUAAAUAAGAGAAUACUUGAUCGAUUUUGUGAGCUAGAAACUCGAACACUCGCUGUAUGUAAGGGCGGAACAAAGGAAACAUCAAGAACUAAUUUAAAGUGGCAGAUCAAUCGAUUGACUUAUUAAGUAUUAGAAUAGAGACAUUUUUGUUCAGUCUCUUUAUCUCUUGGUUCAGCAGGAAAUGUGACUUGUCCUAGCCAGUAGACUGGAUACCUCCUGUCAUGAUCUGUUGUACUGAUAACAGUGGACGGAUAGCAACAUUUGUGACUUUAUUUGACUGUUGACUACAUUCAUUCUACAUUCUGUUUAGAAUCUGUACACUAUGAACUGAUGGUCCAAUACGCGAAUAUACAACUUAGCGAUGAAUACAAACAAUCUAGUGUGUCAUCCUAAGAAAAGUUAUUAAUGACUUACUGGUUGGUUGAAUUGUUAAAUCAGCAUUGUCAUUUCUGACCUAUAGAUCUUAAAAUUGAAUGGUUGAUUUUCCAUUGACGCAUGAAUGCAUCAGAUGUACUUUAAUAGACUAACGGUCUUUUUUCUCUUUGUUAUUUGUUGAAUUCUGUGCAGUGCACAGUAAGAAGACACACUUUUUUUCUUUUGGGAUAAAAUAAAACUUUGGAAUAGUAUUGACACAUUUAUUUCUUGCUAUGUUCUUCUUAAUAUUGAUUAUAAUUAUUUAUCAUUGAAUAAAUCGUUUAAUUAGA